AUGACCCGGAGAAAGGUGAAACUUGCUUUCUUGAGCAAUGAUUCCCAGAGGAAGACAUCAUAUAGGAAAAGAAAGAAGUCACUGCUGAAGAAAACUGAGGAAAUAUGCACCCUUUGUGGGAUUGAUGCAUGUGCUAUAGUUUAUGGCCUUGAUGAUCCUGAGCCAGUGAUUUGGCCAUCUAAAUCAGGUGUCCAAAAUUUGCUGAGAAGAUUCAGGACACUGCCUGAGUGGGAGCAGACGAGGAAGAUGGUGGAUCAAGUGAGUUUCAUCCAACAAAGCAUCACCAAAGAGAAGGAGAAGAUGAAGAAGCUAGUGAAGGAGAACAAGGACAAAGAAAUGACCUUAUUGAUGUAUCAGUGUCUCAAUGAAGGGAGGGUUGUGGCUGAUAAUAACAUGACAACAGCUGAUUUUUGUGUCCUUUCAUCGGUGAUCGACCAGAACCUGAGGGAGAUUACCAGAAGGUUGGAAACUUUGAAUAUUGGAGAGAUGACACCGCAUCAACCACAGAUUGAACCUGCAUCAAACCAACCCCAGAUGCAACCACCAGCACCAGAAGUGGCUCCAACCGAGGAAAUGAGUCUGUUGAAUUAUGACCGAGGGUUGGAUAUGAUCAAUGCUAACCCUUUGCAAAACGAACAGUGGUUUAUGGACUUCUUUAAUGAUAACAGGGAUGAGACAACAUUUUGGCCUAAUCCAUUUAUUUGA
Molecule: messenger RNA, 705 nt
Organism: Cajanus cajan (pigeon pea)
Lineage: Eukaryota; Viridiplantae; Streptophyta; Magnoliopsida; Fabales; Fabaceae
Product: agamous-like MADS-box protein AGL80
Biological process (GO): positive regulation of transcription by RNA polymerase II
Molecular function (GO): RNA polymerase II cis-regulatory region sequence-specific DNA binding; protein dimerization activity; DNA-binding transcription factor activity, RNA polymerase II-specific
Source: RefSeq, a predicted model, not a curated record